GUCUGAAGCUGGUGGGAGGGGGAGGAGUUGGUGGGGGGCAGUUUACUAUCCUUAUACACACACACAUACACAUACAGACACACUCUCGCUUUCCCUCUACCAACUACCCCCCCUCACUACCACCACCCACCCACCCUUCCUCGUGCCACAGCGCGCGCGCUCAGAGAGAGAGAGAUUCCGAGCGCGAGAGAGAGUGAAAGCCAUGGCUUGGGUGCGCACGUGCGUUCUGCUGUCCUGUGUGUGUCAGGUCUGGUCCAGUGCUCCAACUGAGGCCAGCAUCUAUUUGGAUAACAUCACGCGCAUUCUGGACAGAUUACUGGAUGGAUAUGACAACAGACUGCGACCGGGAUUUGGAGGUCCUGUUACGGAGGUUAAAACCGACAUUUUUGUCACCAGCUUUGGUCCUGUGUCGGAUGUGGAAAUGGAAUAUACGAUGGACGUGUUUUUCCGUCAGACGUGGAUAGACGAGCGGCUCAAGUUCGAGGGCCCCAUCGACAUCCUGCGCCUGAACAACCUGAUGGUCAGCAAAAUCUGGACUCCGGACACGUUCUUCCGCAAUGGCAAGCGCUCCAUUUCCCACAACAUGACCACUCCCAACAAGCUGUUCCGCAUCAUGCAGAACGGAACUAUCCUCUACACCAUGAGAUUAACCAUCAACGCAGAAUGUCCCAUGAGGCUGAUAAACUUUCCCAUGGAUGGUCACUCUUGCCCUCUGAAGUUUGGCAGCUAUGCGUAUCCUGUCAGUGAAAUCGUAUAUACGUGGAAGAAAGGGCCGCUGUUUUCGGUGGAGGUCCCGCAGGAGUCGUCCAGCCUGCUUCAGUACGACCUGAUGGGACAGACUGUAUCGAGUGAACGAUUAAAAUCCAACACAGGAGAGUACAUAGUCAUGACAGUUCACUUCCACCUUCAGAGGAAAAUGGGAUUUUUCCUGAUUCAGACGUACAUCCCCUGCAUCAUGACCGUCAUCCUCGCCCAGGUUUCCUUCUGGAUCAACAAAGAGUCCGUUCCUGCCAGAACUGUGUUCGGAAUCACCACUGUACUAACAAUGACCACUCUGAGUAUCAGUGCUCGUCACUCACUGCCGAAAGUCUCGUACGCCACAGCUAUGGACUGGUUCAUCGCCGUCUGCUUCGCCUUCGUCUUCUCCGCCCUAAUAGAGUUCGCCGCUGUCAAUUAUUUCUCAACUCUACAGGCCAACCGGGAGCUACGCCGGGCCAGCGCCGCCCGUGCUACCAUGGCGGCGGCUGCCGGCAACGACGGAGAAGUAGUUUCGCCUCCACUGGACCCCGGGGGUGUGCUGAAGAAGAGGCUAAAUUCUUUGUCCCAGAGGGAAAUACCCCCUCGUUUCACCACCCCGCCCCCAUCGGACUUCCGCCAGCAGGGUUCUGCCGUGCCCACUAAUGCCAUGUUAGCAGGAACCAGCAUCAUCGAUAAAUACUCACGCAUCCUCUUCCCUCUGAGCUUUGGCGCCUUCAACCUGGUCUACUGGAUCGUCUACCUGACCAAAGACACCAUGGAGUCCAGGGACGUGUGAGACCCUCACAGACCCCUCAGCACAAUCUCAGGAGACGGAGGAUAAAUGGACAGGUGGAUGGACAGGUGGAGGGACAGG
Messenger RNA from Astyanax mexicanus (Mexican tetra), 1612 nucleotides. RefSeq names its product gamma-aminobutyric acid type A receptor subunit alpha6b (gene gabra6b). The transcript has 10 exons. The record is from RefSeq and is a predicted model, not a curated record. Bases 203 to 1534 code for a protein of 443 amino acids. Gene Ontology annotation, biological process: regulation of postsynaptic membrane potential; gamma-aminobutyric acid signaling pathway; nervous system process. Gene Ontology annotation, molecular function: GABA-A receptor activity; transmitter-gated monoatomic ion channel activity involved in regulation of postsynaptic membrane potential; benzodiazepine receptor activity. Gene Ontology annotation, cellular component: GABA-A receptor complex; neuron projection; dendrite membrane. Lineage: Eukaryota; Metazoa; Chordata; Actinopteri; Characiformes; Acestrorhamphidae.